This is a messenger RNA of Lytechinus pictus (painted urchin), 6060 nucleotides long. RefSeq names its product dual specificity protein phosphatase 6-like. The coding region runs from base 695 to 1504 and encodes 269 amino acids. Gene Ontology annotation, molecular function: protein tyrosine/threonine phosphatase activity; MAP kinase tyrosine phosphatase activity; MAP kinase tyrosine/serine/threonine phosphatase activity. Lineage: Eukaryota; Metazoa; Echinodermata; Echinoidea; Temnopleuroida; Toxopneustidae. Gene Ontology annotation, biological process: negative regulation of MAPK cascade; protein dephosphorylation. The transcript is spliced from 3 exons. Gene Ontology annotation, cellular component: cytosol; cytoplasm. The record is from RefSeq and is a predicted model, not a curated record.
GAGAUCAAAAAAGUGCGCCGUUCUGAAAAGGAGCAGAGGCCGAGGCGAGCGAAGACCCACCGGUAAUAUGUUGUUCAUGAACGCUCGCAUUUAGGGUUGCUUGCAUGCUGUGCUAGUGGUAGUAGGGCGAGCAUGCGCUGGCGCUGGCUGAAAGGGUAAUAGCGCUGUUUUCAUCAAACUAGAGCUUAAUUAAUGAGUGGAGUGCUGAUGGUGCUGUCAUUUACCGAAGAGCGUCCCGAGGUGGUUUCCCAAUGCAUGUUGCACAACGAAAUCUAAGCAACGUGGGAUAUAUUUACACAGAGAGGGUCGGUCAUCCAGCACAAUAAUCCGAAACCCACUUCUAAUUUAUUUGGGAUGUUUACUCAAGGCGCAGUGUUCAGAACUUCUUCACACCAAACCAGUACCCAUGUAUGACGACCCAUACAUCAUACGCAUAGCAUCGUCAGUGUAGUGCACCCCUCAUUGGACCGAUACCAGUCGCCCGUACCAAACUGUGCACCUCUUGUGUCCAUCACAUCUAGGAAUACGCGCCCAAUGACAAGUGCACAAGUUUCACGUCUGUACUCUGGUCAUUUCCACUUCUCGAUAUCAACUUCUUUUCAUCUCCUCAAAUAAGAUUGAGGUAACAGCAAAAUUAUCGUGUGAUUGGAAUCAAAUUCCACCCGAUUUCUUCGGGGGAUAACCACAGAACAUAAUGCCAGCUCAGACUCCUGAAAGGUCGUCCUUCGUAAUGGAAGACUCAGAACUUUUGGGGACCAGUUCCAAGUCGGUGCAGGAGCAAGUGUUGUCAGGCCAAGUUCUCCUCAUGGACUACAGACCAAACUCGGCCUUCUGUCGAUCACAUAUAGAAGGGGCCGUGAACAUUUGCUUGCCAGGAAUUCUCCUUCGGAGGUUAAAGAAAGGAAAGAAUCUCUCAUUGAAAUGUCUGAUUCAAGGAGAUGAAGGAAAUAAGGACCUGUUCAUGAAAAUGGCCAGCAAAGUUCCUCUCAUUCUUUAUGAUGAGAACUCUAGCAACAUUAAUGCAAACUCAGACACCCCAUUUGUUCUGUUACUGAGGAGACUCAAAGAGGUUGGUUAUCGGGUUACCUAUUUGCGAGGUGGAUUUAGUGAAUUCUAUAGACUGUUCCCUCACUUAUGCCAAACAACGGAAGACAGCGACUCUGAUGAGUGUUCUUUAACGGACUUGGGCUUUGACAGACUUAAGAUAGAGACCACAGGGUUGGUUGAAGCAGAAACCCCAUUGGACAACCGAUAUCCCGCCCAGAUCCUUCCCUACUUGUACCUCGGAACCAAGCAGGAUUGUGAAAACUUUGAACUGCUCUCAAAACUGAGGAUACGUUAUGUUUUGAAUGUAACACCCAAUAUCCCAAACUGUUUUGAAGAUAAUGGGAUCAAAUACAUGCAGAUACCUAUCAUGGACCAUUGGAGUCAGAACCUGGCAGCAUUCUUUCCUAAAGCCAUUGAGUUUAUUGGUAAGUAUAUGAGAAUGAACGAAGUCUUGUAGGGUCAUCAAGAUGACUUCUAACGACACUGGGAGAUGUGUCAUCAUGGACCUGUAGGUCCAUGGUUUUAUAAAGCUCUUCAUAUGUAAGAAGCUAUGCAGUAGCGUACGCAGGGGGGGGGGGGGUUACAGCCUUACAGGGGUUCAACCCCCCUUAAAUUUAUGAUACCUACCCCCCCCCAAAAAAAAGAUGAGGAUGUCAUCAGGUAUCUCAUAAUUGCUUAUGAAGACUUAGAUAUGCAUAGAAGUUAGAACUGUUUUACCAAAACUGCAAAACUUUGACAUGUCAUCAUGUCAACUCUGUUAUUCCUCAUCCAAUUUUUAUGUGAUUUUUUUGUGCCCCCUUCCAUGUGAAUUAUUGUACUUGACCCCACUCAUUGAUCUUGGCUGUUAUAUUUGUCAGCUAUCUCUACUUUUCAAGAUUGCUCUAUCGAAACAGGAAAUGAUCCAAGUUACUGUCAUAAACACAGUGUGGAAUGUGGUAUAGAAAAUUAAUGACCAAGGGAAAGGACAUAUAUCAAUACUGUUGUCAUGGUUACCCAUGUUCAGGUUAUCCAGUUGUUAGGUUGUUUUGGCACAUAUCAAAACUAACUAGUUUAGGAGUCUCAAGGCUUAUUUUAGGAAAUAGGAAUUACUAAAGGUCAGAUGAAGACUGCUAGACUGAGAUGUUAUUUGAAACCUUUUUAUUCUCUUUUGAGUCAGUUUCCUCAUGUUUAUGUUCACUGUUACCAGGGCUAGUCCUUUUGCAUUCAAGUUCCUGUUGUAACUCUGUUAUACUGUAUAUUGUAUCAAUUGGUAAAUUACAUGGUUCAGCACCCAAUCAUAGUAUGGGUUAAGCUUAGCCCACUUUCUUUUCACACAGCGUUUUUGCAAUGUGGGCUAACCCCAUCUGUAGUAUAUGGGAUUAUUUGGCACUGCAAAAUAGCAGUGUUAGUUCAUUUAGCUGAGCAAUUGCGGUGCUAUAGGAGUGAUAGUUCGGGCUAGUGUAAAAAGAAACCUGGCCAAGCCAAGAACAGCGCUCGAUUUAUGCCCUAAGUGCAAUAAAGCCCUUUUGCAUGUAUGAAAAGCUAAUAAAUUAGAACGUGAUAAAGGAUAGUACAGGGUUUUAGCGAAUAGCGAUAAUACGAGUUUAAGAAAAUCCAAUGUAGAAAUUGUUUAGCAUAUAACUGCAGGCCUAUAUGUGGUUUGCAGUUAAGUGACCUACAAUGUGGUAGUGACAGUCAUGAGUUUCUUUGGUAAUAAAUUAGGACAAAUAAUGACUUUCUUCCUUUAUAGUCUAGUCUGAACAAAUAUUUGAAAUAACAAUAUGCUGACUCAAAAAUGAAUUCUUUGUCAUUGGCAAAAUGCAACAACAUUGCUUUCAUUCUUCUGCCCAUACAUUGUAGUCCAUACAUGUAGCAUAAGGCAUUGUUGUGUGUAGAGUCAUUGACCAAAGAGUGUCACAGAGUCAGACUGCACUCCAUUCCAUUACCCCAAAAUGGUGACAGAGCAGUGAUUCAAAUACAAGGAAACCCCACUGGUCAAGGCCAUAGGUGGGACUGUGGCAGCUGUUCUUGACAUUUCAUUUUACACAUUUGUAGUCUAAGGCAUUUAGGCUGCAACAAUAACACCCAGAGUAAAACUUUUGAAGACUUUUUAUUGGUUCAUAGUAUUUCCAGAGAUUUGUACCCCUCACAACUCCCUGGUAUUUCCCUGCUUUUCAAACUAUUUCCCAGAUUCCUGAAAAAUUAUUGAGGCCGUAAUAUUUACAGGUACUAUUGUUCUGAUAUUUUCCAAUAAUUACCACUGGUAAUUCCCACUCCCGUCAACCCUUUUCAAGUUUUCAGGAUGAAUUUUUGAAAUGGGUUAUCACCUUACAGAUAACAAAAUCAUUUUAUGUAGUACAUUUCAUGAACUUUCUUGAAGUAUUCGUAAAUACAUUUUGGGGUUUCACACCUUGCCGGAAAAGCAAAUGAGGAGAGAGAAUGAUGAGGCCAUGCACCCUUAGAAUUGCCUUUUGAUGUUGAGUGAAACCAAUAGAAGUUUUCCCAGAGGGGUAGACGUACUGUCUUCCUUAUGCACAUAUCGUCGGCGUUCAUCCGAACCGUCGUAUCAAUCAAUUUUGGUCAAAAAAUCAAUUUUGAGAUUUUUGCAGAAAAUUAAAGUACAAGUCCUAUUCUAUUCAUAACUAAAUUUCUAGGCAGCAAUUUAUUUUAGUUUCUUAGAUAUGAGGGGAUUUUCACGGCGAUGCCAUACAAAUUUUUAAUAAAAUGUGCAAAUCCCAUUGGAAACAUGUACAGUGUACGAGUACAGAGCAAUACAACGUUUUGACUGACCAGGAUUUGAAUGCACGCGGUCAGCCAAACUGUCGUAUCGGCCAUCUGCACUGCAUUGACUUUGCUCGUGAAAAGCGACAACAUUUAGACUGACCGCACACAUUGAAAUCGCGGUCAGGGUUGUUGUAUUCCCUAUGGCGUUUUUGUAAGGGGGAAAUCUAAACCGCUCAAACCGAAAUUACAAGCAUGUACACUAGCUCUUUUGCGAUAUUUUCUCUGAUCCUUGGUUUUGUGUAAAAAUAAGGAUACCUAUAGGCGGUGCUGCACCAUCCCGAGUUUGCUCAAUCUCGAGAUUUUAGCCCGAUCGGCCCUCUUCGCGAUUAAUCUCGAGAUUCAAGAAACCCCGUCUCCACCAUCGCAAGAAGAGCGAUUCCUGCUCGAGCGAGGCAACAGGCCCGAUAUUCCGAGCAUGCGCACUUUCGGAUCUUGAAGUUUCAAUGGCCCGCGCUUUUGAUUGAACUUCCCGCGGUAUGUAAUCAAUGUAUUCCUUUCAAUAGCACUUACGCCGAAUUCGAUCGGUGUUAUGCAACAAUCCUCACAGCUCAGCCGCGCUCAGCGAGUGAAGAAGUGAUGUAUAUAUGAUGGCGGAGAAGCCGCGGAGAAGGGGGCAACGACAGAGAGAGAGAGAGAGAGAGAAGGAGGAAAGAAAUGUUAUUUGCUCACAUUUUGCGAAGGAAUAAGACGACACUGCUGUCAGUGUUGUUAUUGACUAUGACCAUCGUCGAUAAUGAGCGCCUCCCCCAUCGGUCUGGUCUAUCCCAAAAUCCAUUCACUGGUGGGAUACCAUCGUUGCUGAUUGGGGAAUUGAUGAACGCUAUUCACGAUAAUGUCUAUUCGCAUGUAUAAAGUUGACUUUCGCAUGCAUUCGCGAUGCGUUUAUGUUUUGACCAAGGCGGAAGUGGAAUGCGAAUUGCAUUAUGGACUGACGUCAUGAAUCAAUUACCCCGAGUCCAAUCUCGAAUGGAAUGACCCACCUACGAAUUAGCGGGAUAAUUCGUAAAAUAGUGCGCUAUUUUGCAAAUAAACCAGAGUUGACUUGGGAUUGCAAUCUCGAGAUUAAUCCUGCGAACUAGCGCGAUAAUUGCGUCUCCAUUACAAACAAUCUCGAGAUUUUUAAGAUCGGGAUAAUUUGCCGGAUCAGAAAUAGCACGCUAAUUUGAAAACUCGGGAUGGUGCAGACGGCCCUAUUGUCAAGCAAUUGUCUUGGUCUUUCCAACCAUAUUCUAGCAAUGAAUAUGUUGUAAGGCUGGAGAGCUAAGUGUGAAAAUUUUAGCAAACUUUGAAGUCGAUUUUCUCUGAAAUGGGUUUGCACCGUCGUAUGUGUGAUACGACGAUUCGGAUGACCGCCGACGAUAUGCUUCGAAGUUCUGCCAGAAUGACAUCACCAAUAUUUGACAUUUCUUAGAAUGGCCAUUAACGAUAAACUGCCAGUACAAGUAGGGCCUCCAUAUUGUAUAAAGGCUAUACAUGUAUGCUAGAAAAUGUCAUUGCAUGGAAGUGUAGCUUGUGAGUUACUAUCAGAUUUACUUGAUUUCCAUAGGAAGACCCAGUCUCUCCAUGUCUAGACGAACAAAUUCAAACUAAAAUGGUAGUCUUGCUAUACCAAAUCUUAAUAGCCAAAAUUUAUUAUGUGUCUAAAAACUGAUUACCAAAACAUUAUACAAUGACUUUGCCACUCUCAAGCUAUUGGGUCAGAGAUAAGAGAUUUAAAACAUUGCGUUUAAAAUGCAGUACAACAUACAUGUAUAAACUCCACUUUGAAUCAGCCAGUACUCCUCUGCAUUUAUAAGCCUGUGACUUCCUUUACUACCUUACCAUAACACUAAUCUUAUUUUUGUUCAAUGGAAGCUUGUUUUGGUUCACUGGCUCUCAAUGGGACACAGCAGUACCCUCAGGAUAAAAGAAACAAAGGAUCUCCAUUAAUAAUUUCUCGUUUGGGAUGAGGUCACCUGACUUUGUACAUUCUACAACGUAUGCGUUUUUGCACCCUGCGGCAUCUCUUGUUAGUCACCCCCAUUUUCUUUUUCACCGACAUUUUUAUUGUAAUGACAACUAGUGGCAAGGAAUAAACUAGCAUAUCAUUUCCUUUCGUGCUGCAGAUUUUGAAUGCAUCAAAUUUUGAACAUUUGUCUGGUUUCUGAAGGGAAACAUCUUACAUUUACUGAAGAACAUGUCCAUGCCAACAAAAAAGUUGACCUGGCCUAGAUAAAAAGAGAAAAACAAAACAAGCUUAACAAAAACUUU